This is a messenger RNA of Nicotiana attenuata, 2924 nucleotides long. Its product is annotated as hydroxyproline O-galactosyltransferase GALT2. NCBI's taxonomy places the organism in Eukaryota, Viridiplantae, Streptophyta, Magnoliopsida, Solanales, Solanaceae. Bases 537 to 2534 code for a protein of 665 amino acids. The record is from RefSeq and is a predicted model, not a curated record. The transcript is spliced from 7 exons. Gene Ontology annotation, molecular function: carbohydrate binding; galactosyltransferase activity. Gene Ontology annotation, cellular component: Golgi membrane.
UCUCAUUUUCCACAAAUAUUUGGGGAAGUUUCCUUUUCUGAUUCUUUUGUUUUAAAUUUCCUUUCCUGAUUUAUUCUUCACAAUGACUUUCCGUUCUUCCUUGUGUCAACAACCAAAUCAACUGCUGUUUCUCCUUGACCCAAAAGCUACGGUUUCUAUUUUUGUUUCUUUACUAAACUAGGGUUUGUCUCCCUAUCCCUCUCCAGGAUUGAUCUCUUCCAGUUUCUUCACAUUUUUGCCCUCACAUUUAUAGGGCAUUCUGCACCUUUGGCUUUGUGAACAUUAUUGUUGAGCCAAUUUUUUCCAAAACUGUCCUGGAUAUGGUGUAAUGCUGGGCAAUUGAGGUCAAAUAACUUGUUUUAUUCUGUAUUGCUGUAGUGAAUUAUUUGCAGAUUGUAUUUGCUUUCGGCUCAGUAUCGCAUUUAUGAUUUGUUGUGUUUGCCAAUUGACAGCUUGGUGGUUCUGACAGAUUUUUAACGAUGAAGUGGUGGAGUUUUUAGGGGAUAUUGUGUGUGCUUAUUAGGUUUGUAAUUAUAAUGAUGAAGAGAUUGAAAAAUGAGGCUUCAAGUGUGAGGAGGUUCAAAUUGUCAUAUAUUUUGCUAGGUUUAGCUGCAUUUUACUUGAUCCUCAUCUGCGUGAAGUUCCCAGAGUUUCUCGAGAGCGCUACAGCUUUGAGUGGUGAUGCUGCUGCUGCAGAUGUGGCUCUAGAUGUCGAGGAUGAUGGUGGAGAAUCAUCUUCUGGAUUUCAUAAUAAUUUAAGCCAAUAUGCACUAGUGACACCGCAAGAAGAGGAAAAUGAAAAUGGAGUGUUACCCCAUAAAAAGCCCCGUAAGCUUCACUAUGGUCGAAUUACUGCAGCUAUUAUGAAACAACAAAAUAUGGAGCGAAAUCUUUCUGUUUUGGAUAGAAUGGCUGAUGAAGCUUGGACUUUAGGCUCGAAAGCCUGGGAAGAAUUAGAUAAAUACGAGGAGAAGGGGAUUGAGAUGAAUUCAAUUCUCGAGGGGAAGCCCGAGUCAUGCCCUUCAUGGGUUUCUACUAGUGGAGCACAACUUGCUAAAACAGAUCAACUUAUGUUCCUACCAUGUGGGCUUGCAGCAGGUUCUUCUAUAACACUUAUUGGUACUCCUCAUUAUGCGCAUCAUGAGUAUGUACCGCAGCUUGCCAAAACAAGGGCUGGCGAUGCAUUAGUCUUGGUUUCCCAAUUUAUGAUUGAAUUACAGGGUUUAAAGUCCGUUGUUGGUGAGGAUCCACCAAAGAUUUUGCAUCUGAAUCCUAGAAUUAGAGGAGAUUGGAGCCAUAGACCAGUGAUCGAGCACAAUACUUGCUAUAGAAUGCAAUGGGGAACGGCUCAAAGGUGUGAUGGUUUACCUUCCAAGUAUGAUGAUGACAUGCUCGUUGAUGGAUAUUUGAGAUGUGAGAAGUGGAUGCGGAAUGACAUUGUUGAUACUCGAGAGUCGAAAAUAUUCUCAUGGUUUGAUCGAUUCAUUGGACGUGCAAAGAAACCAGAGGUGACAUGGCCUUUCCCAUUUGUGGAGGGUAGGAUGUUUAUUCUUACUAUUCGUGCUGGUAUUGAUGGCUACCAUAUCAAUGUAGGCGGCCGGCACGUGACAUCAUUUCCGUAUCGAACUGGCUUUACACUGGAAGAUGCUACAGGGUUGGCAAUCAGAGGUGAUGUAGAUAUACAUUCGGUUUAUGCUACGUCUCUACCAACCUCUCAUCCAAGUUUUUCUCCUCAAAGAGUGUUGGACUUCUCAGAGAAGUGGAAAUCUCCUCCUUUACCCCAGAAUCGCAUUCAAAUUUUUAUUGGUGUGCUUUCUGCCACCAAUCACUUUGCUGAGCGUAUGGCAAUCAGGAAAACGUGGAUGCAGGCUUCAGCAAUUAAGUCCUCAGAUAUAGCAGUCCGCUUCUUUGUUGCAUUGAAUCCACGAAAGGAGUUGAAUGCUAUAUUGAAGAAGGAAGCAGAUUACUUUGGGGACAUUGUGAUUGUCCCCUUUAUCGACAGAUACGAGCUAGUGGUCCUGAAAACUAUUGCCAUCUGCGAGUAUGGGGUUCAGAAUGUGACAGCUGCAUAUAUCAUGAAAUGUGACGACGAUAAUUUUGUGAGGAUAGAUGCAGUCCUUAGAGAAAUUCAACGUGUUCCUCCUAGACGAUCUCUUUACAUGGGUAAUCUUAAUCUCUUGCAUCGACCACUUCGAACAGGAAAAUGGGCUGUAUCAUUUGAGGAGUGGCCAGAAGAUGUAUAUCCCCCUUAUGCUAAUGGGCCAGGGUAUAUAAUAUCAAGUGAUAUUGCCAAACAUAUCAUUUCUCAAUAUCGGAACCGAAGCUUACGGCUUUUCAAAAUGGAGGAUGUGAGCAUGGGUAUGUGGGUUGAGAAGUAUAACAGUUCCACUCCUGUACAGUACUCUCACAACUGGAAGUUUUGUCAAUAUGGAUGUAUGGAAGAUUAUUUCACGGCUCAUUAUCAGUCUCCACGACAGAUGUUCUGUCUGUGGAACAAUUUGCUCAAGGGUAAGGCUCAUUGCUGCAAUUUUUAGAUUGAUGAGAGCAAUUGAUGGGCGUCCUCCCCCAAUUUGAAUUGAAGCUUCUGACUCCCUAACUGGAGAUCUUCCGCCAAGAAGUGAAGUUGUGCAGUUUUAUCUGUUCAGAUUACUGUUUUAGUUCAACAAGUGAUUUAACACCGAGCUUUGGUCAUCGCCAUGGAUUUGUACAUCUGUUAUUUACUGUGUACUACUAGUCUUUGUAUAGGAUUCGUGCCUCCUUGUACCAUGAACAAACAUACAGAGAUCUGAUAUUCAGCUGAGCCUCCCACUUCCAAAUUUUUCGGCUGGGGCCUUCAAACUAAAUGUUUGCCCCUUAACGCUUUGUAUGAAGCUUUUACUCUGGGAAUUCUAAAAAGUACUUUUUGCUCCUUGAAAAUUUGUUUA